GUAUAGUCCACUGUAGACACUGUAGUCCACUUGAGUCCACUUACUGAUCACUUACUGAUUCCCAUGACUCCUGUCGAAAGUCGUGGCAUGCAUCGCGAAUGUGUGAACUUAUUUUAGUUCAGUGCAAGUGCAAAUGUAGGAUGUCAAACUAAUCAUGUCGAAGCGCAUAUUAGACGUUGUAGAAACUAAUUGAAAGUAGUAAAAAAAUGGUGUCAAUAAUAAAGAAGCAACUAUUGAAACAUCUGUCGAGGUUUACCAAGAAUCUAUCGGUUGAUAAAAUAAAUUUAAGUACAUUUAAAGGAGAAGGAGAACUAACAAAUUUAGAGCUUGACGAAACAGUUUUAACAGAUUUAUUAGAGUUGCCAUCCUGGCUCAGAUUAACACAUGCUUGGUGCAACAAAGUUUCAUUUCGUAUACAAUGGACCAAACUAAGAAGUGUUCCUAUCUUUUUGACUUUGGAUGAAGUCCAUAUAGAAGUAGAAACAUGUGAAGACUUGAGAAAUUUAUCUUCCCCCCAAGGAAUGUCUUCGUACGCAGGCCCUACAAAAUAUUCUUUUAUACAGAAGGUAAUUGACGGUAUAACAGUGUCUGUUAAUACUGUGUCAGUUACAUUCAAAAGUCCUGCAUUCAUUGCUUCAGUUCAGAUGAAUCGUAUUAUUGUGGAGUCAAAGUCUGCAACAUGGCAACGUUGUGAUUUGAGAUCAACUAGGUUAAAAGAUCCAGAUCGUGGACAGUUACUUAUUUUUAAAGAACUAGAAUGGCAGACAGUUAGAAUAGAAGCACAAAGUACUAAAGAUAAGAAUCUUACACCGUUACGUUUACUUACAAAUCAAGCAAGAUGUCGCAUUACUAUCAAGAAAAGAAUAUCAGAUUGUUUUGUUAUGGGAUCAAAACUGGUUCUUAUAUUAGACGACCUUCUGUGGGUUCUUACAGAUUCACAAUUGAAGGCAGCACUUCAUUUUAUCGAUUCUUUAGGUGGUCUCAUAGAAAAAGCUACAAUUUUAGAACGUAAAACUAAAGCUGCCAGGAAGUUGGAGGUAUUGCCAGAAUAUCAAGCACAAAUAUCUCAACAGACAAGAACGAAAAAUCAAUUUAAUACUGUUAUCUCAAAAAUAUUUUCCAGAUAUGAUGUUGUCGAAACAUCUUAUCAUUUUCUUUGUCAAAGAAUUGAUUUGCAUUUAUGCGACGAUCCUGGCAAUGGUAGGUCUUCUCAUCCUGAUUUGAAAGAUGGUGGCGCAUUGCAAAUUUCAUUAGUUAGUUUUCAAGUUGAUUAUUAUCCAUAUCAUUUGGCAAUGGCUGGUAGGAAACAUUGGGCUAAAUAUAGAGAGAGUGCUACACCUCACAGUCAAUGGUUGCAGCAAUCGUUGAGUUCGUUUCGAAGUCAGUUUAUGGAUCUCAUUGACUCUGGUAGAACACAGCACUCUCCUUUGACGAGAAGUCAGGGAAAUGUUACAGUUAGUAAUACAAAAGGUUCGGGAGAAAAUUUGGAAAAGGGUAAUCAAGCUCCGAAUGCAAAUGCAACCUCGCACGAACAAAAAAAGUCACAACAUCCGAGUGGUAAUCCUGUAAAAAAUUAUAUUUUGGAACAGCUCGCCAAAUUGAUGACAACAUGUAUCAUAAUAAGGAUCGAUGAUUUUACUUUGUAUAAAGUAACGACCACAUCUCGUAAUCCUAUACCAAAAGAGUUUAUUACAGCUCAGACAAGGAAGAAACAUGCAACAGGUGAAAGAGAUAGGUUUUGUCUCCCAGAAGAUGUAACGAUUCUCCAUGCUGAAUUUACAUAUUAUUAUUAUCCUGGAGAUAUUACAUUUCCAUUGCCACCACCAAAAUUUUAUGUGCAACUCAAUCCUAUUCAAGUAAACUUCGACGUUUGUUCCUGUUUAUGGUUUAAUUCUUUUGCAUUAAACUUACAUCAUUCAUUAAUGAAUAAAGAUACACAAACAAUACAUACUUCCAGUAACUUCAUGUACUUUGAUGUGAAAAUUGAAGCUAUACUUCCAAGAAUAGUGUUUGAAAGUCAACAGGAUUAUCCGAAUCAAAAAGAUAGGCCAAAGUCUUUGCAUAUUCAAACUUCAAGGGCGUCAAUAACAAAUGUUCGAUCAACGGAAAGAUCAUCAAGAGCAGAUUUGGCACAAUGUUUAAAUGCUUUUCAAAUGGGUCAGAUGUUUUUUAGUACGGAAUUUCCAAAUAAAUCGAGUGAUUUUCACGUUGUAACUGAUAAAUUCUUAUCACAUUGUGCAGCUACCGAUAAUAUUCGGCACCCGCCACCUAAUUUUAGUAGCAAUUCUGUAAACGAAUUGAUUCGCCAACUACAUCGAGAACUUUUAUGGACGGAAGCUAAAGAUGUAUGGUGCUGUAAUUUAGAACCAGUAUGGGGAGAUUUCUUUGGUGCUCGAGCAGUUGGACAAAAUCGUCCUGUGCCGUUCCUUGAUGCAUUUCCUUUAACAUUCUGGUGUUACAUAUCGAUGAAUUCAUCGGAUUCUGAAAAAUCUUCGACGGCUGAUAUACAUGGUCUUGCAUAUAUAAGCAACUUAGUUAGCGUACAAAUAAAUCAUUAUCAAUAUUUAUUUUUAUUGAGAUUAUCAGAAAUUUUAUCAGAGAUGGCGACGUACCUUACUAUCGAUUCGAAUAAAAUAUUAAAAGUUGAUUCUGAUAGUUCACUUAUUAUCGGUGCACUAAUACCACAAGUAGAAGUAACUUUUGUCAUGCCGUCGCAUACUCCUGGCAAAGAAAACUCUGGAGGAGAUUUGGAAUCGGUUAUGCCUGAUUCAUCUAGUAUAGCUGACGAUAUUGCGAGUUCGUCUACUCCAUGGCAAAAUAACGCAGAACAAGUUGAUUUCAGUUGUAGAAAAAUGAUUAUUAGCACUGGGGUCCUGACGCCGCAAAGCGAGGUAUCAUCGAUGUUAUCCAUGGAUUUCAUGCAUCCUGUUAAUACAACUCAAACUGUUACAUUUAAACAGAAUGGUGGGAAUAAAAACGAUCAACAAACGUUAGCAAACACGAGCAUCGAGAAACAGUUUAUGGGCGUAGAAGAAAGGGCCUUACCAACUGUGCGAUACGCAUCCGAAUCUACGCAUAAACAUAGCAAAGGAGAUUCAUCCUCGAAUACACCAUUUAUUCCAAAUAAUUUCAAUGCUGGAUUUUCUUCUAUGAAAAAGGGAUUCAGUAAUUUUAUAACAUCGAUAGAUUCAGCUUUAAAGGCUUCUCCGGAAGAUGGUAGCAGCGAUACAGUAUCUAUAAGGAGUGAUGUUAGUUCUGAUAGUGAGAAUUAUGUGUUAAUUGAUCUUCAAGAUCAAGAGAAAUUGGAUGCAAUGUUUGCUUUUGAUAAUGCAAAUAGAAUAACAGCGGUAGAAGAAGCUAGCGAAGUAGUUGAAGAAACUCCUGAUACUCAAAGUGAGAAAUCUAUGGACAGUGUGUGCAAACGAAAAGAUAUUGUAUCUAUGGCAACAUUUAAAUUAUCCAAAGUUGAAUUUAUUCAACAAUCUUGUGGAUAUUCAUCUUCAAUCAAAGUCCAAGUUUCAAAUAUUGGUAAUGAUGAAUGUUCGUCUAUUCCAUGGGAUGAAUUUCAGGUCAAAAGGAAGACAAAAUUCAGUGCACGAUCUAGAGGUUGGAUUGAAUUACCUUCCGAUUCGAACUGUAGAUCAUGCGUUAAACUACGUUUGGAUCAUGAUUUGAAAUGCAAGUCAGAUUCUUAUAAACUGUCACAAGCAAGCCAAAACAUAAUUAACAACAAAGUGCAAUCAUCCCAGAAUCAAAGUAAUGUUACCGAGCAAGAAGUAGAUGCUUGCGUUAUCAAUGUGCACAAUAAACAAAGUGUACUGGAUUUAUUUGAAGAUAAAUUAGAUGUUAAAGUUACUAAUGUAACAAUGGCCUUGUCAAUGAGUUCAAUCACUGGACUUACAGACUUGAUCGAAGAUGAAAUUAUACCAAAGCCAAUACCAAUGCAGAUAUAUCUAGAAAGUAUAUCGUUGCGUUUAAACGAAGAUCGUCCUCCAAAUAAUAUAACUUCACCAGGACCGAUUCCUAUAGAUUUGAAUAUUUCGAAGCUUAGAAUAGUGAGAGAUACAAAUGGUGUUUUUCAUGUGGAACCAGUUGUAAGUGUGUUGAGCACAAGUAAUUCCCUCGCGACAGUAUCAAACAGUGGUGAUCAAACAGCUCAAAAUGUAGAUCGAGAAAUAGAACUAAACAUUUUGAGGCAUUCCAGUAAACAAUUGAAGUCUGAUAAUGAGGAACUUCGACGUCGUCUUGAUACUCUGGAAAAAUUAUCUGAAGAAAAUGCAAAACUAAUGCGCGUAAAGGAAGAAUCCGAUACUAUAAAGUCGUACUUGAACGCAGCGCAAGAAGAUAUACAAAUCCUUUUACGAGAAAAGAAAGCCUUGCAAGAAACAAUAAUGGAGCUUCAAAAUCAAGUAAUUGGAAGUGGUGGUACUCGUGGAUCCUGGUCGACUAAGAGAUAGCAUACCAGUUGUUUUGAUUGCUCCAAAUGUUGUAGUUCGAAUAAGUCAUAGUAAUCAUUUUAAUAAUUUGAUAGUAAUUUUCAUAUCAUUGCAAUUAGUCCUGGCAUUAAUCUAUAUUUAAUUGAACAGCGCAUCGUGUUAUGAUGCUCGUGUCUUUGUUAAUGUACGAAUUUAAUUACAGUGCUUUUGAAUCUCGUUCCAAAAAUAAAUCAUUCGAAAAUAAAAUUAUGCUUCUUUGCGAUCUUUAAUACAAUAUCAUACAGACCAUAGUAGAGUCCGAUUUUAUUGCUAAGUUAUUAAUGUAUUUUAAUUUUCGAGCAAGAAGUACAAGUAUAGUUUGAAAACAAAUGACAUUUUUUUGCAAAUUCGUAUUAUGUUUGUUAAUAUUAAAAAUUUCAUAGUGGAUCGCAAAGAAGUACCCACUACGCAAUAGGGGAUUGUAUAAUCGAAAACGUUGAGAAACACUGAUCUAAUAUAAACAUAGAUUGAAUUUAGUUUAUUUUAAAUAUAUGAAAACAAGACAUUGUUAAGAUAUCUAUCAUAAUUUGUUGAAAAGGACGAGUUUGAAUGCUUUUGCUUUAUUUUAUACAUAGAUAAUCACAUGAUUUCAUCACUUUAACUAUUUCCAGUGUUAGUGGCUCAAUUAAAAUUUGAUCUCCCUGGAAUAGUUUAUUAUAUUUAAGUCGUUUUUUUUAGUGUGUUCAAGACAACCUUCAACUUUUUAAAUGGUAUUGUAUAUUUUAUAAUAACUACAAAGACAAAUACAACAAGUACCGUCAAAUAUUUGUUUGCUAACUGAAUUGAAAAUACAGUGGAAAGUAAUAUUCAGGAUAUGUGACCUUCCGUGUGCAAAACACUUAUUGAAAAUGUAUUAUGAUAAGCUUGUAAGACUUCGUGGGUCAAAUUAACCAAAACAACAAAGAUGAUAAGUUCAUUAUUCUUGGAAAUAAUCAGAGUGAUCAACUCAUGUGGUAAGUAUAUUACCUUGUCUAGGAUAAUUGUGUUGCUAACUGCCGUCGAAGUUGUUUACAAUUUAAUAUUUGAAAAAGCAUUAUGUUCUACAUUAUGUUAUGUAUAAGAUCUGGAAUAUAACGUUUCUUACUAUGAUCAAGUACAAGGCGAUAAGUAAUGGCAAUAUUAAUCAGUGUUUAGUAUUUUCAUUGAUAAUCAGAAACUAAUGGUAUAAAUAUUACGAAUAAGUAUAUAAAUGCGUAUUUGCUGAAUGCAGUAAUAUAUACGUUCAAAAAUGAUGUGUGUAUAUAAGUUUGUUAAUAUUAGCGCUCGCGCGCGAACACGCAUACACACAUGCAUAGAUUUGUUGCAUAUUAGAUACAAAACGUACACCAUGUAAGUAUAUAUAGUAUCCUAGUCAAAGUACUGCAAUACAUAUUUCAUUUCAUAGCAACAGUUGUUAUCUAGUAUGUGAACAAAGAAUUGAAUAUAAAUUUUUUACCAAUGCUUUGGUUCUCUUCGUCGUAAAUGUUUCGACGAUUUUCAUAAGUAAAUUUUAACUGAAUGGAAGAAUAUAGUAUAUGACUUAAUAAAUGCGAGAUUUUAAUGGAUAUUGAAUGAUGUGUUGUUUGAACCUAUGGAUAGACUGUCUAGUUUGAGAAUGAAAAUAUGGAAUUGUUUAUAUUUAUAUAUAACACUGCAAUGACUAAUUUAAUUAAUUGAUAAAUUAAAACCGCUACAAAACGACUAUUAUAUGGUAUACAGCGAUCAUGUGGAAUGUUUUGAUAAGACUGUAAAAUUGAUAUAGUGUUAUUCCCUGUAUUGUUGCUAAAGUGUGUAAGAGCAAACAUUGAUCAACAUUUAUAAUCUUACCUAUAUAAUCUUCGAAAAUGGUCUCGAUUAGGACUAUAUUGGACAAAAAUCAUAACCUACUGAUCUAUAAUGCAUUAAUAAUUUUGUCGUAAUCUAUCAUUGUGAUAUAUUGACAUUUUAUCAUUGUUUGCCAAUACAAAUUAAGUUUGUAUGAAUGGGUUGCUGGCCAAUCCUUUUGUCAUAAAACAAUAAGGUAUUUUUGUAGUACAUACUGAUAAAGGUCAUUAAGUAGUGCAUUUUUUUUAGGUUUUGGAACUGUUUAUAAAACAGUCUUUUCUACUAUAACAUACAUAUUCAUUCGUACUUAUGAAACAAAUUAUUACUUAUUGAAAUAUAACAUAUCACAUUUUCACUGAAAAAUAAUGGAAACUUUCCAUCUAUUAUUAUGAAAACAACUUUUUUACAGCUUUGCUUUACUUUUUUUUAUUGUGUUGUAUGCAUAUAUUUAAAGCAUAUAGUAGAAGUGUGUAUUAUAGUAGAAUUGACUGUAUUUUUGAAAUGACAUGUAUAUAAAGUACAUGUUUGAAUAUACAAGCAAAGAUUAAACACUGAAAUUUUAGAAAUAUCCACCAUCAAAUUUAGACAUUAAAUUUUUAUAAUGUAUUUAUCAUGCAUAUAUUAUAUGAAGAUUUUGCUUACAAUACACUUUGGUUAUCCUUUUACUUACAGUUACGUGGUUUUCAUAUUUAAAUAAGUGUAAUUUCUUAUUGCACAUAUAUUAUUGUUGCAUCUACUAAUAAUAUGCUAACCAGAUAGUUUUAUUAAUAUUAUUAAUCUCAAAUGCUUCCCAUUUGUAAAUGCUGUUUUUUUAAUUAUUGAUUAUUGCCAAUACUAUAUCUUUACAUAUUUCAUCUAAAAUAUGUAUCACUUAUAAAUAUUAAGAAGUUUUGUGACUGAUUAUGGAUUAAAUUCGUAACAAAAUAAAAUUUCAAAACUUAUAAGUUUAAAGAUCUCUAAAAUAUUCAUAUAUAAGUUUAAGAUAUUAUCACUAUUAUUUUAUAUUCAAUUGCGUUGUGAAGUUCUUUUGAAAUGAAGCAAUGCUUUAUUUUUUCUUUUUUUCUAAUUUUAACAUGUUAGUAAUUAUCAUACAACCAUUACUUUUAUUUUAAUUAAUAAUGAACAAGUUUUGUCAUUAUAUUGUAGUUACUAACAUAUUUUACAGCACCAUUUAUCAGAAUUACAUAUCUACAAUGUAGUUUUAUUUGCCAAAUUGUAUUGUAACUCGUGAAAAAUAUGACUUCAAAUUCUAUGUGUACGUAUAUACGAUUACGUGUAUAUAAUUUACAAUUUAUGAAAUAGGUAUGUUUAUUUUGUGCAUCGAUAAAUUGUAAAAAUAUUCAAAGGAUAUCACAUUUAACAUUUAUAUAUUAAGAUCCCUAAUAACGUGCUAUAACAUAUAUGUGCAUAAUCUUUUUUCUAAAAAAGAUAUCAGAUGUUGGUAUCUACUACAUUUUGCGACUACAUUCUUUCUUUAAAUAUAGAAUUAAAUUGCAAAUCGUUAUUAGUUGAGGUGUAUUUAUGGGAGAAAUUAUUCUUGCUAUUCUUCCUUGCUAAAUAUUUUAUAUUCAUUUAUUUCGAAUAUAUGUUGUGACAAAUGUAUUGUGAUUUAUGAAAUUUAAGAAAAACGAAUAAACUAGUAAAAUUGUA
This is a messenger RNA of Hylaeus volcanicus, 7928 nucleotides long. RefSeq names its product bridge-like lipid transfer protein family member 3B. The transcript has 18 exons. NCBI's taxonomy places the organism in Eukaryota, Metazoa, Arthropoda, Insecta, Hymenoptera, Colletidae. The record is from RefSeq and is a predicted model, not a curated record. The coding region runs from base 207 to 4457 and encodes 1416 amino acids.